CAAUCAACAACUUUGAGAACAACUUUCUUCGUUCAUUUGAAUGCCCUCUCCACUGCGACCCGUGUCAUUGCACUGCUCUCGACGAGCAAUUGGCUUAACACGGAGACUAACUCACCAGAGUGGUUGUAGUAUUCGCAGCAACAGCAGCAGCAUCAGCAGCAACAGCAACAGCGGCCGCCCACCAGUUGUCCGCCCAAUCAGUCGAGCCCCCACCAUCCCCCACCAUUCUUCAUCCUGUUCUUCUUCCUCCUCUUUCUCUUCUCUGACUCCUCCGGCCUUCCCCUCUUCCACUUCUUCUUUCACCCCCUCAUCCUCCUCCAUAUCCCCCUUCUCAGACAGCACAAUGCCUAAGGACAAGGAAUCCAAGGUCUCUUUCAACCUGAAGACCCCCAAGGGUACGAAGGACUGGUCCGGGUCCGACGCCCUCCUCCGCGACCGCAUCUUCUCCACCAUCGCCGACGUCUUCAAGCGCCACGGCGGCACCGCCCUCGACACCCCCGUUUUCGAACUUCGCGAGAUCCUGGCCGGCAAGUAUGGCGAGGACUCGAAGCUCAUUUACGACCUGCAGGACCAGGGUGGGGAGAUCUGCUCGCUCCGCUACGACCUGACCGUGCCCUUCGCCCGCUGGCUGGCCAUGAACCCGGACGUGCGCAGCAUGAAGCGCUACCACAUCGCCAAGGUGUACCGGCGCGACCAGCCCGCCGUCAGCAAGGGCCGCAUGCGCGAGUUCUACCAGUGUGACUUCGACAUCGCCGGCACCUUCGACCCCAUGGUGCCCGACGCGGAGAUCCUGCGCAUCGUCACCGAGGUCUUCGAGGAGCUGGGCUGGAAGGGCCGCUACAACAUCAAGAUCAACCACCGCAAGAUCCUCGACGGCCUCUUUGAGGUCUGCGGCGUCCCCGCCGACAAAAUCCGCCCCAUCUCGAGCGCCGUCGACAAGCUGGACAAGAUGCCGUGGGAGGACGUGCGCAAGGAGAUGGUCGACGAGAAGGGGCUGGACGGCGCCGUCGCCGACCAGAUCUGGUCCUACGCCCAGAAGAAGGGCGGCCGCGAGCUGCUGGACGGCCUCCUCGCGGACGAGACCCUGACGGCCAACGCCAACGCCAAGGCCGGUCUCGACGACAUGGCGCUGCUGAUGGACUACCUCGAGGCCUUUGGCGUGCUGGACCGCAUCUCCUUCGACCUGAGUCUCGCCCGUGGGCUGGACUACUACACCGGCGUGAUCUACGAGGUCGUCACCGAGGGCUCCGCCCCCGCCGUGCAGAAGGGCUCCGCGGAGGCCCAGGCCGUGCAGAAGAAGGCCAAGAAGGACAAGUCCAAGACCCUGGAGGACGACGACCGGUCCAACGACCCGACGCUGGGCGUGGGCAGUGUCGCCGCCGGUGGCCGCUACGACAACCUCGUGGGCAUGUUCCUGCCCAAGGCCCAGAUCCCCUGCGUGGGUGUCUCCUUCGGUGUCGACCGCAUCUUCUCCAUCACCAAGGCGCGCAUCGAGCGUGAGAAGAGCGCCGAGGCCCUCCGCAGCAGCGAAGUCGACGCCUACGUCAUGGCCUUCGGCGGUAAGGGCUUCACCGGCAUGCUAAAGGAGCGCAUGACCGUGUGUCAGUCGCUGUGGAACGCAGGUGUCAAGGCCGAAUUCUCCUACAAGGUCAAGCCCAAGCUCCCCCAACAAUUCAAGGCCGCCGAACAAGUCGGCGUCCCCUUCGCCGUCAUCCUCGGCGAGGACGAGCUCGCCGCCGGCAAGGUCCGCAUCAAGGAGAUGGGCCUCGAGGACGGCCACCCCGAGAAGGAGGGCGUGCUGGUCGACCUGGCCGCCCUGCCGGCCGAGAUCAAGACCCGCGUCGCCAACAAGCGCCGCGGCCAAGACGUGCAGGUAAUCACGGAGCAGUUGGAGGCUACCAAGGUAGAGGCUUGAUUCAUUUCAACAAAACAAAAGUUACACAAAGGAAGCGGGGCAAAAUACAAUGUGUGCAUAUUAGAUACACGCGCCAAAAGAAAAUUUCAAUAAGAGGGGGGAAAUAUUGGAAAGAAUACCCAGUUUUUUUUAGAUUGCAGUCGAAUUGAGAGCGUGGAAGCGUUUCAAAGACUUUGUUUGGAGUUCGGUUUAGAGUGGUGUAAUGCUGUGCUGGGGUGCCAGUGUACCUUGAUUUUCUACUUGCUUUGUGUGAAAGCUUUGUAAGGGGAAGAGUGCAGGACAGCUAC
Molecule: messenger RNA, 2202 nt
Organism: Aspergillus aculeatinus CBS 121060
Lineage: Eukaryota; Fungi; Ascomycota; Eurotiomycetes; Eurotiales; Aspergillaceae
Product: histidine--tRNA ligase
Exons: 2
Coding region: 344-1915 (523 amino acids)
Biological process (GO): mitochondrial translation
Cellular component (GO): mitochondrion; cytoplasm
Source: RefSeq, a predicted model, not a curated record